GUCUGUGUCGGCAAGUGGCCUGUUUCCGUAAACAUACCGUCUGGUCCAGAGGCCUGCUAGGAGUCGGGAAACAAACACUGAGAAUGGCUUCCAAGGAGCUGCCAAAAGGGCAGGUGCGCAUUCCUUAAGAUUAAUCGCCAAGCCAACCAGAAGGAAGGAAACCGCCCCAGGAGAAGCUGUGGCCACAUUCCUGCUUUCCCCGGGCCCGCCUCCCUUCCACCCACCACGGGGUCAGACCACCCUCUUGCACUCACAGCCCAAAUCUAAAUUGACGGUAAGUGCGAUAAAAUAUGACCACCCACGUACCGCCUGCUGGGAUGUACGUAGGGUGCCUACUUGUGAACCGGUCUUUUAAAAAUAUUUAUCAGUUAAUACUCUCCCCCUGCCAAUUCCCACCCCUCCUCGCGAUGCUUUCUGGAUGAAACCGCUCAGAAGAGCCAGCAGGAGAUGGCAGUUGGCCUGAGCGUGAGAAAGCUUUGAGACCAUUCCCUGUUCUCACCAGGGCUCAUGAUUGGAAUACGCUGUCCCGUGCAGAAAGCCACGUGUGAAAAGGGGGCGUGGAGAGGUUGGACCACAAGCCACCAAGGGAUCAAAGGAUGUCCUUCUGUCCCUCUGGAUCUGUGUCCUGUCUGUCCUGCCCAACCAGGAGGGCAUGGCCCAACGGUUCCCUAGGCCCCUCGGCUGCCGCAGAGCCCCGGAGUGGUGUCUUCCAGCAACGGCGCUCACCUAGCUGCCCCCUGGCGACCCGAGGAAGCUGUGAUCGCGGUGCCUCCGACCCCCUGGUCCCCUCGGGAAUGAAGGUCCUCGGGGUGCUCGUGGUCUUCACGUCCUGCUUGGUAGCCCCCACCCACAGCAGCUUCUGGCAGUUUCAGAGGAUGGUCAAGCACAUCACAGGGCGGAGUGCCUUCUUCUCCUACUAUGGAUAUGGCUGCUACUGUGGGCUCGGGGGCAAGGGGACCCCCGUGGACAACACCGACAGGUGCUGCCUGGCCCACGACUGCUGCUAUGAGAAGCUGAAGCAUCUGGGCUGCCAGCCCUUGCUGAGCGGCUACCAGUUCCACGUGGUCAACAGCACGGUGGUCUGUGAGUGUGCCCUCUAUCCUGGUGCCGGCUGCCUCUGUGGGCUGAGGGCCUGCGAGUGCGACAAGCAGUCUGCAUACUGCUUCAAAGAGAACCUGCCCACCUAUGAGAAAAACUUCAAGCAGUUCUUCCUGAGCCGGCCCCGGUGUGGCAGGCGUAAACUCAAGUGCUAGGAUCUUCAGCAUCUGCUCUAGGAUCGCUUCCAGGAUGCCCUCUCCCAUCAUCCCAACAGGCUCCAGUCUGUGCAGCUCACCCGCCAGAGUCCAGCUGGGUGGUACUCCUUUGUCAUUCAGCACCAGAGGGCUGGAGAACAAAGACAAAAUCCUGGCAUUCAAUGGAGGGAGACAGACCAUAGUGUAUGCACAAAUCAGUGACACAUGCCCAUGGCAGUAGGCAGUGGGAGGCAAUGAAACAAGGUGACAGCAUAGAGAGAUGUCCCCAGUACCCACCCUAGGAAGUUCCCAGGGGAGAAGAGGCCCCAGGAUCUUCCCUAAGGUCUCCCUCUUCCCCCUCCCCACUCCUACCCCAGAUCAGGGUGCAGGGUGGACUUGGGGAAUGGGCCCACAGUCCAGAUCUAGCUGUGAGCAGAGCA
Pipistrellus kuhlii (Kuhl's pipistrelle) is the source of this 1672-nucleotide messenger RNA. RefSeq names its product phospholipase A2 group IIC (gene PLA2G2C). Gene Ontology annotation, biological process: phospholipid metabolic process; arachidonate secretion; fatty acid biosynthetic process. The transcript has 6 exons. Bases 597 to 1253 code for a protein of 218 amino acids. The record is from RefSeq and is a predicted model, not a curated record. Gene Ontology annotation, molecular function: calcium ion binding; phospholipid binding; signaling receptor binding. Lineage: Eukaryota; Metazoa; Chordata; Mammalia; Chiroptera; Vespertilionidae.